GGUAACGAUGUCGCUGCGGGGAACGUUAGUGGGAAGAAACGGAAAGCCGAUGAGACGGAGCCUGCGGCGGCACCCGAUGCGAAGAAAAAGAAGAAAACGGGAGCUGCAUCUAAAAACCCUACAGGCAAGAAUGCCAAAGUCCCAAAGAUGAAAGGGCCCCUUGAUCUCGAUACUCGAUGUGGUGUAUAUGAUGAAAAGAAGGGCGCCGUCUGCCAACGACGCAUCACUUGCAAAGUUCAUUCUAUGCAUGCCAAACGACAACUUCCUGGUCGGUCGAAGAACUUUGACGAACUCCUUCUCGAAUAUCGUCGCAUUCACGACCCCAAAUUCGUUGAACCUGUCCCGAAAAAGCCGAAGGAAAAGAAGGAGCCGGGUGUGCCAGGUGUUGGUAAGGACGGGCUCACGAAGAAGGAACGGAAGGAGUUACGGGAAAAGGAGCGAAUGGAAAAAAGGGAGGCUGACAUUCGAGCUGGGCUGAUCGAUCCCAACGAUCCCGCACAUGCACUACCUCAGCCGAAGAAGAAGAAGAAAAAGCCGGCCGCUCCUUCCGCACCCGGGGCGACAGGCGGGAAGAAAGGUUCGGGCACCUCUGGGUCUGGCGGAGCAGGAGGUACAGCUGGCGCAGGUAGCGGCGCCAAUGGAUCUGCGCCAGGCGAGUGGGACUCGAUGAACGAAGAUGAAAUUGCGGAACUUGAUUCAGACGUCGAAAUUGACAAGCUCGUCAGCGCGGUAUCGAGAUCGAAACGGACUGGACAGCAAACUUCCGCCCCUCCCGGUUACUCCCUCUUCCCACAUUCUGUACUUCCCUCCGGUACCUCGGCAAGCGGGGGCAUUUUGGUUGGCCAAAAGGGCGGAAGCGCCGCAUCGAACACUGCUGCAUCUCAGAACUUGGCAGGUGGGCCAACCCCACUCGCUCGUCCGACGAACACAACGCACUACUUUGUUGCCCGAAACGAAGUUCUUCGAUGUUGCGCCGAUAUCCUUUUGAAAGCGCUCCCUCGACCUGCUAACUCUGCCACCGCCACCGCCGCCACCAGUGUUGGAAAUUCAAAUGGUCCUGCUGCGGUAUCUGCUAGUACCAACAGCAGCGCUAUCACUGGUGUCGUUACUGUUACUGCUUCGGCCUCUGCUGCGUAGCUUCUCGUUGCAUUUUUGUUUAUUUUUUUUCUCGAUUUCGUUACCGGGCUGUCAGUAUACCCCGUCUUCGACCUGUUCGAUGAUGUAUCAUGUUUAAGCGUACGUGUACAUUUGUAAUCGGACUCGUGUAUUUGUUUUGUGAGGUAGACGGCCUCAUGCAUAUUUCGUUCUUUUUUGCUAAUCAGUUGAUCGAUCGUCAAUGGACUGCUCAGUUCUCUGUUUAUAGUGUCGGUAUUGAGCAGGAAUGUGGCCCAGGGUGAUGUGAUGGUUCGUUAGCAAUAUCUAUCAGACAGUAUGAUCGAUCGAAC
Molecule: messenger RNA, 1445 nt
Organism: Cantharellus anzutake
Lineage: Eukaryota; Fungi; Basidiomycota; Agaricomycetes; Cantharellales; Hydnaceae
Product: SCA7, zinc-binding domain-containing protein
Exons: 2
Coding region: 148-1137 (329 amino acids)
Cellular component (GO): SAGA complex
Source: RefSeq, a predicted model, not a curated record